Molecule: messenger RNA, 2021 nt
Organism: Aspergillus nidulans FGSC A4
Lineage: Eukaryota; Fungi; Ascomycota; Eurotiomycetes; Eurotiales; Aspergillaceae
Product: amino acid permease GAP1
Exons: 3
Coding region: 255-2021 (588 amino acids)
Biological process (GO): transmembrane transport; amino acid transport
Cellular component (GO): cell periphery; plasma membrane; membrane
Source: RefSeq, a predicted model, not a curated record
GGCAUUCCGAUUCUCUCAUCCAUCAUCGGGAUUACCUCCUCGUACACUGUAUUCCGUGCGGCCCGGAUGUUCGUCAGACUCUCCAUAUUAUAUUUAGGCUGAGCACAUACGAUAAGAGAAGGCCUUAAUUGAAACUCCUGUAUUGAUCCCGCUUGUUGUUCAUCCUCGUAACUCCUCUGGCGCUUGUCACUUUGACCUGCUCUCGAAUGCCUGAAACUGGCGCAUCAAAAAAUUCAACGGUGGAAGCGAAGUGAAUGAGUACAAUGGACAAAGACUUUUUGAAGGGCAACCCUGAACGCUCAACAUCAUCUGACUCUACCCCAGUCUAUGGCGAGUCUACAUCCAGACGCGCAAGCCUGGGACAGCGGGUUUUAGGAAGCUUUCAAAGAGACCCAAAUGCCCAUGUCACUGCUUUCGCGUCAUUUUCGGAUGGCAAAACAUAUGACAUCGAAAAUGCGACAGAAAAGGCAGCCAACUCUCCGCUACAUCGUAGCCUAAGAGGUCGCCAUCUGCAGAUGAUUGCUAUCGGAGGCUCCAUCGGUACCGGCCUGUUCGUCAGCUCGGGGAGGGUCCUUGCUACGGGAGGCCCGGCUUCGCUCCUCAUCGCAUAUGCAUUGAUUGGAUGCAUGCUCUACUGUGCUGUACAUGCCCUUGGGGAGAUGGCCGUGAUAUUCCCCGUGGCUGGUUCGUUCGCCCACUACUCGACUCGCUUUAUUGAUCCGGCCUGGGGUUUCGCUAUGGGUUGGAACUAUGCUCUCCAAUGGCUAGCAAUUUUACCCUUAGAGAUCGUGGCGGCUGCAAUCACCGUUGAUUACUGGGAAUCGAACAUAUCCAGCGCCGUAUGGGUUGCCCUAUUCUGGGCGGCGAUUGUCUCCAUCAAUCUCUUUGGCGUAAAAGGUUAUGGUGAAGCAGAGUUUGUGUUCUCCUCCAUCAAAGUUAUAGCUGUGAUUGCUUUCAUAAUACUCGGCGUUAUCUUGAACUGUGCCGGAGGUCAAAAUGGGAGUUACAUAGGUGUCAAAUACUGGCAUGAUCCUGGGGCAUUCCACCAUGGCUUCAAAGGGCUGUGUGAUGUAUUUGUUAAUGCUGGGUUUGCAUUUGCGGGAACCGAGUUGGUUGGCCUUGCUGCAGCCGAAACUGCCAACCCUCGCAAGUCUUUACCGACGGCCAUCAAACAGGUUUUCUGGCGGAUUACGCUCUUUUACAUUGUUUCCCUCACGCUAGUGGGGCUUUUGAUUCCCUAUACCGAACCCCGACUUAUCAACGGAACCUCCACUGUCGACACCAAGGCAUCCCCAUUUGUGAUCGCCAUCAAAAAUGCUGGGAUCGAAGUGCUAGAUUCCGUGAUGAACGUUGUCAUCAUGAUUGCCGUUUUGUCUGUCGGGAACUCAGCUGUGUAUGGCUCUUCUCGGACUCUUGCUGCGCUUGCAGAGCAGCAGCAAGCCCCUCGGUUCCUAGGCUAUAUUGACCGUAAGGGCCGACCUUUGUGGGCCAUCUGUAUUGCCUCGGCGAUGGGCUUGCUGGGCUUUUUAGCCGCCACUGACAAGCAAGAGGUCGCUUUUGAGUGGAUGAUCGCGAUAUCUGGCCUUUCGUCUAUAUUUACCUGGGGUUCCAUUUGUCUAGCCCACAUACGCUUUCGUCGCGCAUGGAAGGUACAGGGCAACAGCCUGCAUGACCUGGCGUUCCGCUCCCAACCCGGAAUUAUAGGCUCGUGGAUAGGCUUUGCUUUUAACUGCCUUGUUCUGGUUGCCCAAUUCUGGGUCGGAUUUGCGCCGAUCGACUAUGAAACCAUGUCGGCGAGUAUGCUUGCCCGCAAUUUCUUUUCAAAAUACCUGGCGGCACCAGUUGUUCUUCUCUUCUAUAUACCAUACAAACUGCGGUUCAAAACCAAGAUCCUCCGGGCGAAAGACAUGGAUUUGCGAACGGGUCGGCGGGAGUUGAACAUCCAGUGGCUUAUGAAAGAGGAGCGAGCGCAACAAGCUGCAUGGCCUGCUUGGAAGAAAAUCUAUAAAUUCUUUUGCUGA